AUGGACCAGCCGCAAUCAACAAAGGAGAUAUGGGAGCAUCUCAAUUUAGUUACAGAGAAAGAGCUUAUGGUCAAGCCAUGGAAAAGCCACGAAGAAAAUGCGAAAUCACUGGUGGUCGAGGAUGCCGAAGCAAAAGACAAGACAAAAAUGAUGAAUCGACUUCUUGCUGGAAAUGUCAAACCCACUAUAUCUGAACAGUUUACGCUCGGCAUUCUCACCCUCAUCCCAAUUCCGACUGCUGAUGGGCCGAAUAACAUUGCGUAA
Molecule: messenger RNA, 264 nt
Organism: Cladophialophora immunda
Lineage: Eukaryota; Fungi; Ascomycota; Eurotiomycetes; Chaetothyriales; Herpotrichiellaceae
Exons: 2
Coding region: 1-264 (87 amino acids)
Source: RefSeq, a predicted model, not a curated record